AAGUGACCCUGGGAUGAACGGGAAACAGAAGACCCUCUUCCAGACCUGGGGCUCCAGCCUCCCUUCUGACAGCAGGUUACCCAAAGGGUCCAAGAGUAAGAAGGGGACAGCUGCCGGCGAUAAGAGGGGGAAACCCAAAGCAGGAGGGUAUGGGGGGCUGGCUAAUUGGGCCCCUACAUCUUCCAGACAGCCCGCUCCCCCUCCGCCACCUCUGUGUGAGGAAGAGGAUGAUGAUGAUGAUGUGCUUCUGGUAGCGGUAUAUGAGGCUGAGAAAAGCUUAAAUCAAACUGCGAGCAGCGAACCAAGAUCUUCAGACCCAUCCUGGAGCAACGGUCAAGACGCUAAUAGAACCCAACGUAGGACCUCGGAUCAGAACCGAUGUGUAUCACCUGCCCACGAGCGAAUUCUGCCUGGAGAUGCACGCCAAUCCUCGGAAAAACAUGGGCACGAUGCCACCGACGCAUUUGGCCAAAGGCGCUCGAUGGACCGUGGGGGCAGUUCUAUGGGUACCGGUUAUGAUCUUUCGGCAACUAACAUCCAGAACUUGCCUGGGUUUGAUUUAUCCGCCGGGAACGUGUGGAUCUACCCGACCAAUUUCCCGGUGCGAGAGUAUCAAUUCAGCAUGGCGCACACUGCCUUGUUGGAGAACACCUUGGUGUGUCUUCCCACCGGCCUGGGGAAAACCUUCAUUGCAGCCGUGGUGAUGUAUAACUUCUACCGCUGGUACCCCUCGGGCAAGAUUGUCUUCAUGGCGCCCACCAAGCCAUUAGUGGCCCAACAGAUUGAGGCCUGCUUUAAAGUCAUGGGCAUUCCGCAGGGCCACAUGGCGGAGAUGACAGGGUCCAUCCAGGCUCAGAACCGUAAAGAAAUGUGGGGAAAAUACAGGGUUUUUUUCUUAACGCCUCAAAUCAUGGUGAACGAUCUCACGCGCGGUGCCUGUCCUGCCUCCGAGAUCAAGUGCCUUGUCAUAGAUGAAGCCCAUAAAGCAUUGGGCAAUCAUGCGUACUGCCAAGUUGUCAGGGAGCUGUUCAACUACACCAAUCAGUUUCGGAUUUUAGCGCUAAGUGCCACACCGGGAAGCGACGCAAAGUCGGUGCAGCAGGUCGUGUCGAACCUGCUGAUCGCGCGGAUCGAGCUGCGCUCCGAGGACUCCCCGGAUAUCCGGCCGUACUCGCACGAGAGGCAGCUCGAGAAGUUUGUGGUUCCGCUCGGAGAAGAACUGGAAGCCGUGCAGAAAUUGUACCUAAAGAUCCUGGAGACCUUUGCCGGACGUCUACUUCAAAUGAACCUGUUGCUGAAGAGAGAUAUCCACUGCCUGACGAAAUACCAGAUCGUUUUAUAUCGAGACCAGUUCAGGAAGGAUCCACCAGCAAACAUUGUGGGAGCGCAACAGGGGGCAAUCGAAGGAGAUUUUGCUUUAUGUAUAAGCCUAUACCAUGGAUACGAGCUUCUUCUACAGAUGGGAACUCGAUCGUUGUACAGCUAUCUCCGGACCAUAAUGGAUGGAUCUAAAGGCAUGACCCGAGCACGGAAUGAACUUGGUCGGAACUGCGACUUCAUGGAGCUCUAUGAGAAGCUGGAGACCAUGUUCUACGACCCCAACAGCACCGGGAGCACCGGAGGUCUUCUCUUCAACACCAGUCUAAGAUCUGAAGUGAAAAAGCCGUUCAUAUACAGCCAUCCAAAACUAAAGAAGUUGGAGGAAGUCGUUGUUCAGCAUUUCAAAUCUUGGAAUAAAAACAAAAACCAGAGCGCCCCCGACCAAAGUCCAGAAGACACUCGCGUUAUGAUCUUCUCGUCCUUCCGAGACAGCGUCCAAGAAAUUGCAGAGAUGCUCGACCAACACCACCCAACGGUUCGAGUGAUGACCUUCGUGGGACACUCAAGCACCGGCAAAGGUGUAAAGGGCUUCACUCAGAAAGAACAGCUCGAGGUGGUAAAGCGAUUCCGUGAAGGCGGAUAUAAUACUCUAGUCUCCACUUGCGUGGGGGAAGAAGGCCUGGACAUUGGCGAGGUGGAUCUGAUCAUUUGUUUCGACGCCCAGAAGAGUCCGAUUCGUCUCGUGCAGAGAAUGGGCCGAACCGGAAGGAAACGCCAAGGACGGAUUGUCGUCAUACUGUGUCAGGGACGCGAGGAGCGGACCUAUAACCAGAGCCAAAGCAACAAGAGGAGCAUCUACAAGGCGAUGCUGGGGAAUAAUCAAACUCUUCAGCUCAGUAAUCAAAGUCCCCGCAUGGUUCCGGAAGGGUUAAAUCCCAAAGUCCACAAGAUGUUCAUCACUCAGGGGGCUUACGAGACGAAGGACAGUCUGCGUCCUUCCCUCAAAGACAGGAGGUCCAGCCUUGGACACCGCAAAUCGAUAUUUAAUAGCGAAGCGGACGCUAUUAAAGAAGGCUGGUGUAUGACACAUUCGGAAUUUAACUCCUGGAAGACAUUGUACCGGCUCCAGGAAUCGGAUGGAAUUACCGAUGUGGUGCUGCCAAAAACACAGUUUGAGUGCUUCAGACUUCCCGUUGAAAGGACUGUAAGUCUGGGGGGCCAGGUAUGCUAAACAAGAAAGUGUUUAUAGAUUUUAAAAAAGGAGUCUAUAUGUAUAAAAACUCAGCGGGAAGAGACCCC
Molecule: messenger RNA, 2619 nt
Organism: Spea bombifrons (plains spadefoot toad)
Lineage: Eukaryota; Metazoa; Chordata; Amphibia; Anura; Pelobatidae
Gene: FANCM
Product: FA complementation group M
Exons: 12
Coding region: 14-2551 (845 amino acids)
Biological process (GO): double-strand break repair via synthesis-dependent strand annealing; interstrand cross-link repair; replication fork reversal
Molecular function (GO): 3'-5' DNA helicase activity; four-way junction DNA binding; ATP binding
Source: RefSeq, a predicted model, not a curated record